Messenger RNA from Coregonus clupeaformis (lake whitefish), 2147 nucleotides. RefSeq names its product homeobox protein Hox-C5-like. Gene Ontology annotation, molecular function: RNA polymerase II cis-regulatory region sequence-specific DNA binding; DNA-binding transcription factor activity, RNA polymerase II-specific. NCBI's taxonomy places the organism in Eukaryota, Metazoa, Chordata, Actinopteri, Salmoniformes, Salmonidae. Gene Ontology annotation, cellular component: nucleus. Gene Ontology annotation, biological process: regulation of transcription by RNA polymerase II; anterior/posterior pattern specification. Bases 153 to 869 code for a protein of 238 amino acids. The transcript is spliced from 2 exons. The record is from RefSeq and is a predicted model, not a curated record.
UACAAAUCAAACGCAAUAACAAUAACAAACCGUUAUAACUGCUAUCUGUAGGCCUACAUCUUUUAUAAUUAUCGUGUUACAUAGAAACUUGAACGCAAUAAUUGAGUCCAUAUAAAUGCUUCCAUUUCGUUUCCUUAGCGUCUUCUCUUGAAAUGAGCUCUUACAUAGCCAACUCAUUGUUUAAGCAAACUCACGAAUCGUCAGCCUUCGCUUUGCACAACCAUGGCUACGGCUCUAGCCCCGAACUCAACGUGUCCGGCUACUGUGGUUAUGGAGGGCAUGAUCACCGGGGUUCAUUCGCAUCCCCACCGUCCUCGAGCUCCCUUGGCAUGGUAGAGAUGAACGCUGGGCUGCAUGGCAAUCCUGGCGACCUUACGCCACGGCCAGAGUCUUCCACAGGAGACGCUUCCCAGAGACGCCGCAUGAACGAGCAGACAAGCGGCCAGGGUUCUCUAAAUCUCGGACUGUAUUGUCGCAAACCCAAGACUGACUCUGAUUUCAGCGAAAUCUGCAAGACUCAAACAGGCGAGAUCAAAGUCGGAACUUUGCAACCCGUCCAGCCAGUAAGACAAGGCAACCAUUCGACUCAGCCACAAACCAGCGAACCGCAACCACAAAUAUAUCCCUGGAUGACUAAACUACACAUGGGUCACGAGGCUGAUGGUAAAAGGUCAAGGACGAGUUACACACGCUACCAAACUCUGGAGUUGGAGAAAGAGUUCCAUUUCAACCGGUAUCUGACGCGUCGUAGGCGCAUCGAGAUCGCCCAUACUCUCUGUCUGAACGAGAGGCAGAUCAAAAUCUGGUUCCAGAACCGCCGAAUGAAGUGGAAGAAGGAUGCAAAGCUUAAAAUGAAAGAGUCUAUCUAAAACAUGGAGCCAUUUUCAAACGUUAUCAACGUUCCUUUGAGAUGACAUUAAAAGACUUUCAGCUCCACCCGUGUUUCCAAACAGUGACUUUUGGGAUACGAUGUUUCAGUGUGAUGAUAAAUCCUGAACAUUCUUUGAUUAUGGAUCUGAUUAUGUAAUAUACCUGUUAUUUUGUUUGAAUAUUGUAUUGUUUUAUUUUCUAUCUUUGAAUAUGUACUUGUUCAGCAGAGUCUUAUAUAACUUGUGAGAAUGGAAACGCUUGAAAUAUAUUAAUUAGCGAAAAGGCUACUAUUAACAAUUGUAACAUUUCAUCACUUCCCCUUUUUUAACUUAAAUUAUUUUGAAGUUGAACGUUUUAUUGUUAUUAUCGUAUUACUACUGUACUAUCACCAUUGUUUUCUUCGUGAGAGUUGCCUAUUAUUUCUAUAUUUUAAAAAAAGGUACAUUCCUUGUAGUUUAUCUUCAAACUUCAAACUAUUUUCUGUUUGUGUUUCUUAUCAGCCCCGUUUAAACAACCUGGGAUCUUAAGAUGUAACAUAGACACAUUUUAGUAAAUUGCGAGGGCUAUAUCAUUCUGUGAUUUUAUUUAAAAUAGUCCACAUAAAAUGGUUGAUUUUGGACGCAGUGUCGUGAGAACAGUGAUAUACUUAAAUCGUACUAUACAUUUCGUAUUUAACGUCUAUACUGUGAAUGGUUUCCUCAUGUGAAAAGGUAUAUUGUAUUAGGCUACAUAACUUGCCAGUAUAGGCAGGGGGUUCAUAUUUGGGGGAAACAUAAUAUUUGACCUGAUUGUUGACUAAGAUCUGACUCAAUGUGCCAAGUAUGAUCAUGGGAUUAGUUUUUUAACCUCAGCAUUACAUUUGUUACAAAUCAUUCUUAAUUAUUUAGAAUAUUGUGUAAAACACAAAAAAUGCAUGUAGUGUCAGUGUUCUGGUCAUCUUACAUUUCCUGCCAAUUUCACAUUACUUGGGAACAUGUAGACAACCUGUAACCUAGAAUUUAUGUAGGCCUAAUGUGUAAAUUAUGUUCACUUCAAUAAUGAUUAAUUAUUAAUUUGCCCAAUGUUUGAAAGUGAAGAACACAGACAUGGUAUUAUUUUUCUUCUGAAAACGUAUCUAUCCAACAAAUGUGAGAUUUUGGGUUCACAUAAAGGUUGUGAUGAGGCAGGAGACUCGUGUCCACAAUGAGUAGCUAACAAUUAAACAAUUUCCUCGUUUCCGGCGGCUGCCACAAAGCACAAAAGUGUCACAACUUUUUUUCAUAUGCUACACGGUUAUA